AUGUCAGAUAGCGACGGAGAGUUGUGCUGCUCCUCGGUGCUUUACCGUGGGAAGGAUCAAUUGUUCUCCGUGCAAGGCCGGCAAACACAGAAGAUGUGUUCUGCUCACAAUCCAUGCUGCUACGCUCUACCGCAUUCCUCUGGAAGGCAGGAAAAGGCGAUUAAUGUUCUGCUAGCUAGCUCGGGUGAAUGGGUUUCCGUGCUUGGAAAGUCUCUCUCACAAGGUGAUCUCACGAUUAUACUGGCCCUAGAUCUACGUAAGACUACGCCUGGGAAUGCUCAGUCCUCACCCGCCAGUCACACAAAGGUAUGGCUUUCUUCCAAUAUCCUGGGUCGUCCACUGAACGCUUUAUCCAGAACCUUGGAUCUUUUCUCAAGAUCUACCACAAUUGAGCAGCCAUCAUUAGAUGGAAAUGAGUAUGUCGACAUGGUGGUAAACGGUAAAGAAAAGAAAACUGCGGGUACGCUAUCGUCGCAGGAGGAUGCCGUAACAUCAGGCGAAUUGUCGUUUGCGUACCACGGACAGUAUAAUAUUACAAGUGCUCCUUGGUUGGGGUUAAUAACUUUCACCGCGGUUCAGUACGCACACGUUAGGAUUGCUGCUACUGCAGCGGACGAAGAUUGUAUAGAAGCUCAUUGCCCUGCCACGUUCCGUGGUACCGGCUUCUGCGCAAAAGCCGAAGGGACACGCAUGAUGGUACAGUAUUUCAGUUUGCUUUUAGUAUUAUCUGCCGAACUCACACGCUACUUCACUCCAGCUAAGUCGCGGGUAUCACGGAUAGGGAAGAAUGCAUCUACUGGCAAGACAGACCACUGA
Molecule: messenger RNA, 816 nt
Organism: Desarmillaria tabescens
Lineage: Eukaryota; Fungi; Basidiomycota; Agaricomycetes; Agaricales; Physalacriaceae
Exons: 9
Coding region: 1-816 (271 amino acids)
Source: RefSeq, a predicted model, not a curated record